AUGAAAUCAAUACGAAGAAUUACAGCCCUGUCAAUAGUUUGUGGAGCAAACGCCUUUGUCUUGACGAGCCCACUACACCAUCCAUCUAGAAGCCAAGCAAGCACUCUCCCCAGACCAUCUCAAUCAUCAUCAGCAUUGAACGUUUGGUGGUUUGGUGGAAAUGAGCAUGGGGAAGUCUCUGGAAACGAUGACUCGUGUGAGCUUGUUGCCGUUCGUAUUGAACGAACGUCAGCAAACUCACGACGGAUAGCAGGAGAAAUUGUUGUCCCCUGCAGACUGGAAGAGGUAUGGUCCAUACUGACAGACUACGAUCGACUAUCCAUACACGUUCCCAACUUGAUGGAAAGCAAGAUUCGCUCACGCAAUAGUGGUGGUGAACCAGGCGAUGGUAACUUUCGCUGUCGACUUUAUCAGGUCGGUGCUCAAAAGAUUAUUGGAUUUGACUUUUCGGCCUCUGUCACCAUGGACAUGACGGAGGGCAUUGUUCAAGCAGCCAGCACUUCCGACGACAAAUUUGUCCCUCAAGAGCGAUUGAUUGGAUUCAAGUGCGUGGACAGUCAAUUUUUUAGCACGUUUGACGGCGACUGGAGAGUGAAGGAACAAAUCAGCCUUGACGGAGAAAUCGAAAGUGUCGUAUCUUAUGAGGUGGAUGUUAGACCGAAAGGUCCAGUUCCAGUCGCGGCUUUGGAAUGGCGCAUCAGAGAGGAUGUGCCUACUAACUUGAGAGCCGUCAAGGCAGCCACUGUUGCCAUGGGCAAACGAAAGACUUUACCACUGGGUGCAGAUGGCGUCAUGCAAGCGCGGGAUGUCAGUUCUAUCCGAUCGAGAUCCGCCAACAAGUUGCGCAGUCUCGUCUACUCGAAUGUAGAUGAAUGGGAUCGCGAUGAAACUAUGGCAAAAUACCUGUAG
Messenger RNA from Cylindrotheca closterium, 909 nucleotides. NCBI's taxonomy places the organism in Eukaryota, Bacillariophyta, Bacillariophyceae, Bacillariales, Bacillariaceae. The record is from the annotation of a GenBank genome assembly.